AUCUUCAUCUCUUCGAAAUAUUAAACUUAGUCCCACAGGCAAUACCUCUCUCGAGAAGUGCCCUUUGCAACUACCCAUAAGCUUAGCUCUUUUUGCUUUUGCUUGCUCCGACAUCUUCCACAAAUACCACAAUGGCAGCCGUUGCUACUCAACUCGUUUCAACAGUUCCACGACCUACCUUCAAGCCCAUUAUCCAGAAUGCGGCACCUGAAGAGAGGAUAGUCGAUGCUGAAUUUUGCCCCUCCAAACACCUUGCUUUUAAAAAGCCACCCGAGACUAUGUCCAUGGAAGACAUUGGCUACUCCAAGAACAGAGGGGUGUCUCCAAUCGCUGUCUCGCAACCAUUCCAGCUCUUCUCUGAGGAGGCAGUCCACGAGAUGAGACGCGAGAUUUUCAAGCCAGAAGUCAUGGAGAACUGCAAGUAUAGCAGCACUAUCGCGGCCUGCCAACUCAGAGGCUACGCCCCAAAGUACGCUCCUUUUACUUACGACGCAUGGAACCAUCCGGACACCCUUGCUGUUAUCUCAAAGGUCGCCGGCGUUGACCUUGUGCCUGUCAUGGACACUGAGGUGGCCCACGUCAACUUCUCAGUCAAGUCUGAGCAGCAGACAAAGGAAGAGCUCAGUGUCAUCAAUAAACAGAAGCGAUUCUUUGCAGACGACGAGGGCAUCGCGGGUUGUCCUUGGGAGGAUGACAAGCCUGUUGUUGGAUGGCACACCGACAGUUAUCCUUUUGUAUGCGUUUUGAUGCUAAGCGACUGUACCAAUAUGGUUGGCGGGGAGACAGCCUUGCGUACAAGCAACGGCGAUGUGCUCAAGGUCCGCGGACCGACGAUGGGUUGUGCUGCGAUUUUGCAGGGUCGAUACAUCACGCAUCAAGCCCUUCGGGCUUUGGGCGCUCAGGAGCGUAUCACGGCUGUCACAUCGUUCCGUCCCCGCUCGCCUUUCGCCCGCGACGACACAGUCCUGACGACCGUACGGCCGAUUUCAGAUCUUUCCGUGCUCUACCAGGAGUUCGCCGAAUACCGCCUGGUGAUGAUGGAGGAGCGUGUCCGUGCCAGGCUAAGGGAGAUUCGGGAGAAGCGUCGCGUUGGAAAGAAAUUCGACACCAGGAGGUUCAAGGAGUUCCUAGCGGAACAGCAGGCCUUCCUGGAGCACAUGAACCGCGAGAUGGUCCCAGACGAGGAGGUGCAGAUGGGAUACAUCGAGCAGGUGAAUUUUCCCGACGUAAAGGUCGGUGUCGAUGAAGACGCCAAGUCAAAGCGAGCCAGGCACGAAUAGGCAGUCGAGCCAGUGCUGGCACUUGUAACGAUUUUACGAGUCACAAAUCCUUUGGUGCUUGAUUCUGACCGGAAACGGGGGACAGGGUGUCGUGAUUGGUCGCGGAGGACAGUGUCGCUUGGGCUUAUGAGCAGGAGGGCGCCGACAUUGCCUUGGGCGUGUCAGAC
This is a messenger RNA of Aplosporella prunicola CBS 121167, 1447 nucleotides long. RefSeq lists its product as uncharacterized. The transcript is spliced from 4 exons. Bases 132 to 1280 code for a protein of 382 amino acids. The record is from RefSeq and is a predicted model, not a curated record. NCBI's taxonomy places the organism in Eukaryota, Fungi, Ascomycota, Dothideomycetes, Botryosphaeriales, Aplosporellaceae.